AUGGAGGUGGUGGAGUUUGAGACCGCCAAGGCAGGCGAUAAGAAGUACCUGCGCAAGUACUUUGCAGGCUUGGAUGCGGCGCUGAGUGUGGACAAGUCGGAUCCGAGGCCGCAUCUGGCGCGGAUGACCGAGCAUAUGGAGGUGGCGCUGGCGACGAUGGCGGGCAAGGAUGAUGGCGAGGGCGAAAAGGCGGGCGAGGAGAUGGACGAUGCGGCGGUCAAGGCGGCCAAGGCAGCGGCCAAGGACAAGAAGGUAUUUGCCGAGUACGUGACCGAGACGAUUCUCCCGCUGAUCAUGACCUCGCUUCUGGACCGCGAGUACAUGGCGGCGGCGCACAUCGAGGCGAUGCUCGAGUUUGUGGGGCAGGUCAUUGACGCAGUUGUGGAUGCGAUUCGUUCGCGGAAGCACAGCGACGCGUUUCUGCGGUCGCUGGAGCCGCUGGUCACUGCCUCGAUGGACUUUUAUACCAAGCACGGAGUCGAGUCGGAUGAGGACGUGUCGCCGGAGGAACGAGCCAAGUUCUUCCUCACCACCGGGUCGUCGACCCAGUAUGCGUACAUCGACUCGACGGACCCAGACGACUCGGUCUACUUUGCGCGGGUCAUUUCGCAGCUCGGUGAGCGCGGUCUCUUUGACGCCAUUGUCGAGCGUGUGGCGUGCGGCGAGCGGCUCGAGUCGACGACGCUCCUUUUGUUUGUGCGGUUUGCCAAGGCUGUCGAGGAUGACCUCGUCCCAGCCUUUCUCACCUCGUAUCUUCCGCACCUGACUAGCGCCGUGCUCCGCUACCUCGGUAGCCUCACGGCCGACGAGGCCAAGACUCAGGAUCUCGAAGACCUCUCUGAAUGCCUCAACCUGCUGGCCAAGAUGAGCAAGAUCUCGCGUGACGCCGAAGUGGCGGCACUCAACCAGGCGCUGCAGCAGGCCAAGCUGGAUCUCGCGCUGACCUACAUCGAGCUCCCGUUCCUUGCGCCGUCACUCAAGGGCAUGGGCUACUUGCGGCAUCUCAUGGCUGUUGCUGCUGGAGACAAGGACGAGAACGCGGCAUUCAAAAAGCCAAAGCGCCGCGGUAACAUGGUGUCGUACUAUCCGGCGGCGUACACGUCACCGGCUGCGGCGGUGGCGGCAGCAGCGCUGGCGCGCAGCCGCGGUGGCGCGUCGGCGAGCUCGGGCAGCUCGUCGUCGGGAGGAGAAAAGGGGCCGAUUGCGCCGCCGACCCUCAUCACCAUUCCGUUCCUCCUUCGGUGGAUGGACGACCAGAGUCUGAUGGAGCGGGUGCUUAAGGCCGGCCAUCCCGAGGUAGUCAAGGGCGGCUCGCACAUCCUCCAGUUUAUCGCCGAGCACGACGUGCUCUCGAACGACGUUCUCGACUCGAUGUGGUCGACCGUCCUUACCGGCCACGAGUCGAUCCAGGCCAAGAUCUUUGAGGUCUUCCUUGCCCUCAUCGAUGUCCUCCCGACUGUCCAGGUCGACUACAUUUACUCGCACAUCCAGGCGCUCGAGCCAGAGCGGUUCGACAACCAGGUCCUCAACUUUGUGUCGGACUUUACCCUCAAGGCUGUGGCCAAGGCCGAAGACGGAGACGACGGCGACGGCGGCGAUACCGGCGAUGCGCCGGGCGCGUCAUCGGGAGCGGGUGUGCGCCAGCCGGCGUCGACAUAUGGGCUCGAGCUGUUCUGGAACAUUUUGCUCACCGCCUCGUCCGACGCUGUCGUCCGCGAGACCUGUAACUACCUGCAGCGGCUGCUGGGCGAGUUCCCGGCGCACCGCGAGGCGUUUGUGGAAAAGUGCGUGGCCAACCUUGCGAGCGGAACCAUUGUGGCAACUUCGGUUGCGCUGCUCUCGUCGAUCCUGGACUCGUACACGCCGACCUCGCUCGCCGAAGCUCUGGUCGAGCUCAACGACCAGCACUCGCUGUUGGCGGUGCUUGUCGGCCAUGUUGCGAGCGGGAGCCCGGCCGCCCGAGACGAUCUCUCGUGCAUUCUUGCGCUCCUCGACUCGGUCCUCACCUCGUCGCCGCUGGAGCUUGAGACUGAGCUUGCCAACUCGCUGUGGGACGCCGGAGUGGCGCUUGGCGCGUCGGCCGAGGUCAUUGACUGGUUCUACUCGAUGUCGUUUGCGACGACGCUUGUGGAUCCGUACACCAAGGAGCGGUCGUACACUGCGCUGCCCGACGCUGUCAAGGCCGAGCUCUUCACCUCGCGCAUUGCUUCGCUCGCGCCGGCCGACGUCGACGCGCCGUCGAUGCGACUGUAUGCGGCGUACUUUCGCGACGUCAACGCUCGCGCUGGUACGCUCCGCAAGAUCUCGGACAUCAUGACUCGGACGCUGGCCUUUGCCGGCAUUGAGGGCGAGUCGUUUGUGUGGCAGGUGGCGGCGAUCAACGCCGACGCCGAGGUUGCUACCGAAGCGCUCUUUAUUCUUCGCGACGUCUAUGUCAACGUCGACGACGUGGUGCCGGCCGGUGCGGCGCGAACCGCUCGUGCGCGGGCCACCGACGCCAUCCUCGCCGAGCUGGCCAAGGGCUGCCAGCUCUCGGGCCCGCGCAUGAUUUGGCUGCUGAAGGAGCUGGUGGUGGCGACAAGGGCCAAGGGUGCGCUGCAGGCGCUUGACCGGUCCUCGCCCGGUGGACGGCUCGUCACGAGCGCUUUCGACACACUCUUUGGCCUCCUUGCCGAGCCGGCGCUCAUGGACGGCGUGUGGGAGCUGCUGCUACUGUUGCCGGACGAGCCUAAGCUCGCGAGCGCAGUCUACGGACUCCCCACCAACGAGGCCGGCCUUGAGCUGGCGGUGACGCCGUACGACCCGGCCAAGGAGCCGGGUCCGUUUACCUUUCACGUCUUUUACGUGGCACGGAUGAUCAAGGCCGCCCUGGCCGUCCCCGGGUGGGCCGAGGCGUUUGUGGCCCACGGCGGGCUCGAGUACCUCAUUGGUGUCUUUACCACUAAGGAGGUGCUUGAUACGAGCAACCCAGCGCACGUGUACGGCAAGCGAGCGGCUUCGCUCCUUGCAACACUCAUCAACGCCAUCUUCAACGCGCCUGGCCUAAUGUCGGCUGGUGCGCUUGCGGCGUCGCUUGACACUGCCUUUAUCCACAACCUCAUGUCGCAGGUCGCCGAGCUCGCGGCGCCGCAGCCUGGCGGGGCGAUUUCGACCUCGCUAGUCAUGUCGCGGCCAAAGCCGCCGUCGUCGUCGCGCGGAACGCUCAUUGCCAACUGCCACUACGCCGCCACGCCUAAGGUGCUGCGGUUUGAGGUCGAGGCCGAGGGCCCGUACCAGGUUGCCGUCUACUGCGUCGACUACAACACCAACCGCCGCAUCCAGUCGCUCACCGCGUAUCUCGGCGACGACCACUCGCUCGGUGCGCCGCCCAAGGAAGAGGGCGUCGAGCACGAGGCCGCGGUCAUCCUCUCGGGCCCGCAGUUUCACAACGGGCAGUGGGUGGUGUGGAAUGUGUACGGCAAGGGCGCGUUCAACAUCCGAAUCGCUGUCGUCGACACCGGAGGGCCGAACUGGACUUUCUCGGCCUUUCUCCUCGACCCGCUUAGCCCCGGCGAUAGCGAGCCUCCAGCUGGCGCCGACCUCGCGUUUCCGACGCUCGCUGCCAUUGACUCGUCAACUCAGGGCCGGUGGCGCGGAGUCUACGGCUCUGGCGGCGGUGUGCUGCUGGGCAAGACCAACUAUCCGGUUCCGUCGUCGGUGCCGAGCAUGGGCCUCGGGGCGUGGACGACAAACAAGGCGUCCAAGUAUGAGUGGAUUUCCGAGCUCACUUCGGACCCGCGGGCGAUGCAACAGGUCGGUGCUGAGCCGCUGGCGGCAGCAGCCGCCGCGGCGGAGCCGGAGCCGCUAGCUAGCGGCAAGCCUGAGCCCGAGGUUGACUCGACUGAGCCGUGCGAGCCCGAACUUGCCAUUGCGGCGGCCGCGAGCCACGCAGCAUCCGCGGAUGCCGAGUGUGUGGUGCCUGCGGCGCUGCUUGAAGGCGUUGCCGGCUCGACGUCCAAGUCACUCAUCGAGAUGCUGUUUGCAUCUGUUAGCUCGUCGGCAGACCUUGUCCGCAGCGUGCUCGAGUACGCGCGCGACGGCUCGAGCUUUGCUGACUGGCUUCGCGCCACGCUUGUGGGCUCUGCCGACGCCGGGGUGCGGUCUGGAGUCCGCGAUGGGCUCCUUGGCCUUGGCGCCACACCGGCGGGUGCGGAGCUGCGGACGCUUCUCGAGGCCGAGCUGACUGAGCUCGGGGCGCUGCGUGCGAGCACGCCGAUGCCGGACCUCACCCAGUUCUUUGACGUGGUUGUGGCGCUUGAGGCACAGGUGGCGACGCCGCCGCUGGCACUGUUUGAGGCUGUGGCGCGGAGGGUGCUCGAGGCGCCGAUCUUGGAAGACGACGACGGCGAGGUUGAGGACACGCUCCUCGGUGGUGAGCUCCGGCUGCUUGCGCUCUUUCUGGAGAAGCACGAGGCGUGCCGCAAGGCGGCCGGCAAGCUGCGGCUCGAGCCGUUCCUCUUUGACGUGGCGCUGUUUGGCGAGCCAGAGAGCCGCGACGAGCCGGCGCUCCCGCUGUGCAAGUCGCCGCAGGCGCGGGCGCCUGCCUUUGGGGCGCUCGUCACGCUUACGCUCGCAAGCGACAAGACGGCGACGAUGGUGGCCAAGCUACUGAGCCACCUCAAGAGCGCGGCGCUGCCGACCGGCGAAGAGUGGAACGUGGAUCCGGCAAAUCCGACCGGAACCACGGCAGCGGCCGAUGCGUUGACUGGAUAUGGGCGCGGGAGCGGACGGAGCGAGCGGAGCGUGUGCAAGUACCGUGGGCUCAAGAACCAGGGCUGCACCUGCUACAUGAACGCGUCGCUGCAGCAGAUGUUCCUCAUCCGUGAGCUCCGCGACGCGGUGCUCAAUGUGCCAUUGCCUGGCGAGGCGUCGGACGAUGAGCAGGCCAAGAACAUCAUGUUCCAGCUCCAGCUCCUCUUUGCGCACAUGCAAGAGUCGAAGGAGAGCUACGUCGAUACCAUCGGGUUCUGCCGGACGGUGAAGAUGAACGGCGAUUUCAUCCGGCUCGGACAGCAGGAGGAUGCCAACGAGUUCCUCAACGGGUUGGUCGACCAGCUCGAGCCGCACCUCAAGGGCACGCCGCAAGAGCACGUUUUCCGCGACGUGUUUGGCGGGACGUACAUGAACCAGAUUGUGUCGAAGGAGUGCGAGCACAUCUCGGAGCGGCCCGAGGAGUACCUCACCAUCUCGGUCAAGGUGCAGGGCAAGCGGAACUUGCAGGAAGGCCUCGAGUUUCUGGUCCAGGGUGACAUGCUCGACGGCGACAACAAGUACCACUGCGAAAAGUGCGACGCCAAGGUGGCCGCCAACAAGCGGUGCGUCAUCCAGCACCUGCCCAACACGCUUGCACUGCACCUCUGCCGGUUUGAGUUUUCUUUUGAGACCUUCCAGAACGUCAAGGUCAACGACCGCUUCGAGUUCCCAGAGACGCUCAACAUGAAGCCGUACACCCGUGAGGGUCUCGCGCUCGCCGAGGGUCUCCCGGUCAACGACGAUGAGAUCCGUCCCGACUCGUACUACGAGUACCAGUUGGCAGGCGUGAUCAUCCACUCGGGCACGGCCAAUGCUGGGCACUACUUUUCGUACAUUCGCGAGCGCGACGGCGAGCCGUCGAUCGCGCCGUGGUACGAGUUUAACGACCGGCGUGUCUCGCCGUUUGCCAAGGACGAUCUCGCCGACAAGGCCUUUGGCGGCGCGUACUCGGGCAUGUCGACCCACUCCAAGUCGUUCUCAGGCUACAUGCUCUUCUACGAGCGCAAGGAGCGGUUCGCGGCACGGGUGUACGACUCAGUCCCACUCCCGCCGCCGUCGCCGGUCUCGCACGACCCGGUUAUUCUGGCCAAGCUCUGGCACGACGCCAUCAAGCGUGCCCAGCGCCGUCGGCUGCUCGGCGCCCCGUCGUUGGCCUUUAUGUGGGAUGUGUUCAAGGCUGCGCCGCCGUCGAUGGCCACCGUCGAGCUCGGAACGUCGCUCAUGUUUGACCUCCUCUGCCACUGCGCCGGCAUCGACGACAUGGCCGAGCGUAUGCGCUACCUGCAGACGCUCCUCCUCGACUCGGAGCCGGAGCUCGCAUCCGAGGCUUGCGCGUGGAUGCUGAAGCAGCUGGCUUCGGUCCUGUGUGACUGGCUGCGCAAUGUGCUCGUCAAGUGCCCCCUGCCAGACGUCCGAGACGCGGCUUCGGACCUGGUCAUUGCGGUUAUGGCGCGGGUGGCUGCCGACGAGGCUGCCGUCGCUGCCGCCGCGCCGCCGGCCGCCGCCGAUGACGAGGCUGCCGCCACUAAGCCGCCGCUUGUCGAGGAGUUUGGCUCGCGAGUGGUCAAGGUCCUGCGUCUUGCAGCUUACCGAUCGCCCAAGACCACCGGGGCGCUCGUCCGGGUGCUCAAGGCAUACGCCGAGUCUGGGCCGGCGGCACGGUCGUCGCUGGUCGGCAUCGGUGCCGUCAAGGAGUUGUGCCAGCUGUACAUGGCGUGGAAGACGCCGGUGAUGGGGUCAAAGAGCGAGAGCGACGCGGCGCCGGCCCAGCUCCCGCUGGUGGAGCUCAUUGUCCUCCUUGCCACCGCCGACGACAUUGCGUCGGUCGAGCUGAGCGAGGCCGACGUCGAGAAGCUGUUUGAAAAAGCAUUUGUGACUGCGGUGUCGGGCGUGCCGGCAUAUUCUGACCUUGUCGCCGCGCUCAUCGCGCGGUGGUGCCCGUCGAACGAGCUGCUCUCGGACCGGCUCCUGCUCGGCAUCUCGUCGGGUGUCAACGCGUACUUUGACACCGCGCCGCAGUCCUCGUUUGCCGCCGCUCUCGAGGCCCUGUUGGGCAUCGACGACGAGCUUGCGACAUCGCGAGCAACCAAGGUUGCCACUGGCCUCCUCGCCCUCCUCAUCAAGAACCUCAAGCUCGCCCGCGCCAAGACCUUUAUCGUCGCGCUCAUUUGCCGCAUCGCUCUCAUCUCGCAGACUGUCCACGACGAGCUUGUCUCCGCUACUGCCUUCCUCGGCAUGAUCGACAAACACGCAUCGUUCCGCGACUACCUUCGCAGCGACGACGUCCGUCCCUCGUUUGUCGCCGCCUUUCCCGAGCUGGAGCAGGCCAUUGCCUUCCGCGACGCGUCGGUCGCAACGACCCCGGCCGACUCGCCUGCUGGCGACGCUGCCUCUACCGACCUCGAUCUCACUGCGGGCGCCGAUGACGACGACGACGACGCUGUCGAGGCCGUUGUUCAGGGCCCCGCACUGCCGUGAUAAAAGUUGGCAACCUCG
Thecamonas trahens ATCC 50062 is the source of this 7287-nucleotide messenger RNA. RefSeq names its product ubiquitin carboxyl-terminal hydrolase 34. Gene Ontology annotation, molecular function: cysteine-type endopeptidase activity; cysteine-type deubiquitinase activity. Lineage: Eukaryota; Apusomonadida; Apusomonadidae. Gene Ontology annotation, cellular component: nucleus; cytosol. Gene Ontology annotation, biological process: protein deubiquitination. The coding region runs from base 1 to 7269 and encodes 2422 amino acids. The record is from RefSeq and is a predicted model, not a curated record. The transcript has a single exon.